AUGAUCUACUUGAACGCAAAUUGCACUGUUUUCGAGAAAUACACCUAUUUGCAACUGAAUGUGCUGGACCAGGCCGCCUCAUGUUUUAGUCGCUACGAUAUUCGAGAAAUCGCGAUAUAUAUUUUUUGUAACGCACUAAUCGUAAGGUUGCUGAAAGUUCGUCGACAGCCCACGACCGCUUUCCCCUCUCUUGGGGCUCAUCAGACAACUGAAUGUGCUGCAUUAGGCCGCCUCAUGUUUCAGUUGAUACGAUAUUGGAGAUAUCGCAACACAUACACUACUCACAAGGGUGGCUUCUGUGGGGCAAAAGAUUACUAUGAAACAUGCUCACAAACUACCCAGCAUUUGCUUGACAGAACAUGCUACUCAGAACGUUACAUAAACCUCUUUGACUGUUCAUUUCUGGUUCUGAAAAAGGCCUCCGCUGCGGAGUUGUUCAUUAGAAAAUACCAACUCGAGAGUUACAGACUAUUCUACAGGAGAAAAAAACUCUCGUAUACAUCUUGUUUACAAAAACUGAAUAUCAGUCUUCUCCUUGAACGCGUCUUUCUGAACUUUCCUUGA
Opisthorchis viverrini is the source of this 564-nucleotide messenger RNA. RefSeq lists its product as hypothetical. The transcript has 5 exons. NCBI's taxonomy places the organism in Eukaryota, Metazoa, Platyhelminthes, Trematoda, Opisthorchiida, Opisthorchiidae. Bases 1 to 564 code for a protein of 187 amino acids. The record is from RefSeq and is a predicted model, not a curated record.